Molecule: messenger RNA, 2126 nt
Organism: Oncorhynchus keta (chum salmon)
Lineage: Eukaryota; Metazoa; Chordata; Actinopteri; Salmoniformes; Salmonidae
Exons: 14
Coding region: 73-834 (253 amino acids)
Biological process (GO): synaptonemal complex assembly
Cellular component (GO): synaptonemal complex
Source: RefSeq, a predicted model, not a curated record
GGGCACCUGUCGUGGAACGGGGCGAGGUUGUCCCAACCUGCCCCUGCCCCGCGCGCUGCGAACACACGUCGAAUGCUGCCAGUUUAUAACGUCCCUGAGGGAAAGACCGCAGACAGUUACCUAUAUUUGAAAUGUUAUGAGAAUUUAUUUCACGAUACAAAGGUCGCUUUCUCUCUCUUUUUGGAAGGAGAAAUCAAAGUAUUCAAAAUGAGCGUGUAUGUAGGUUCAUCUUUUAAUGUUGAGGAUGUCCUUAGACCUUCUACGAAAGAGGGUGGGCAUGAAGAUGUCGAGCCCAAAGUUGAGCAGCUGAUGAAUAAACUUAAAAGGCUGCAACAAGGUAAGAGAGCUAUAGAGGAGGAGGUGAAAGAGGCCCAGUCACUCAGAGACACUUUGCAGGAAGAACUCGAUGCCCUACAGACGGAAGCUUACCAACUGGAGGGAGUCCACAAAGAGAAAGAAGAGUCGUGCAUGGUGCUGCAGUUCCAGUGUGAAGAGAUGGAACAGGACUCUACCAGGCAGCAGCAGCUUAACAGGAAGAGUGAGGACCUGAUAGAACAGUACAGAUGUCAGAUCCAGGAGACUAAACUCAAACACAGGAAACACCGGAUGAAGUUUGAAAACCAGCUCCAGCAGCUGAUAGAGCAGCAUAAGAACCUGCACUCUGUCUUUAGCCCAGACAGACUGCCUGCUGAAAUAGAGAGCGUUGAAAACGCCAAGUCUCAGCUGCUGAAGGCUGAACAGCUGAAGUUGUCUCAGCUCUGCCAUCUAGAGGAGGCGCUGGAUGAGGCCAGGAGGCAGACUUCGACUGACACAGCAGACAAACACACAGACUGAACCCUGGAACUGUACACUGUAAAAACGACCACUGUGUACAAUUACAAGUAUUACCAUGGCUCAUAGUUAGAGAGGGUUCCGUGGGUAGAAGCAAAGUUGUGAAUGUUUUGUGAUUGUUCUUCUGCCCUUGAUGUUGUGUAUUGAGGUCCCCUGUUUGAUGUUGUGUAUUGAGGUCCCCUGUUUGAUGUUGUGUAUUGAGGUCCCCUGUUUGAUGUUGUGUAUUGAGGUCCCCUGUUUGAUGUUGUGUAUUGAGGUCCCCUGUUUGAUGUUGUGUAUUGAGGUCCCCCUGUUUGAUGUUGUGUAUUGAGGUCCCCUGUUUGAUGUUGUGUAUUGAGGUCCCCUGUUUGAUGUUGUGUAUUGAGGUCCCCUGUUUGAUGUUGUGUAUUGAGGUCCCCUGUUUGAUGUUGUGUAUUGAGGUCCCCCUGUUUGAUGUUGUGUAUUGAGGUCCCCUGUUUGAUGUUGUGUAUUGAGGUCCCCUGUUUGAUGUUGUGUAUUGAGGUCCCCUGUUUGAUGUUGUGUAUUGAGGUCCCCCUGUUUGAUGUUGUGUAUUGAGGUCCCCUGUUUGAUGUUGUGUAUUGAGGUCCCCUGUUUGAUGUUGUGUAUUGAGGUCCCCCUGUUUGAUGUUGUGUAUUGAGGUCCCCUGUUUGAUGUUGUGUAUUGAGGUCCCCUGUUUGAUGUUGUGUAUUGAGGUCCCCUGUUUGAUGGUGUGUAUUGAGGUCCCCCUGUUUGAUGUUGUGUAUUGAGGUCCCCUGUUUGAUGUUGUGUAUUGAGGUCCCCUGUUUGAUGUUGUGUAUUGAGGUCCCCUGUUUGAUGUUGUGUAUUGAGGUCCCCUGUUUGAUGUUGUGUAUUGAGGUCCCCUGUUUGAUGUUGUGUAUUGAGGUCCCCUGUUUGAUGGUGUGUAUUGAGGUCCCCUGUUUGAUGUUGUGUAUUGAGGUCCCCCUGUUUGAUGUUGUGUAUUGAGGUCCCCUGUUUGAUGUUGUGUAUUGAGGUCCCCUGUUUGAUGUUGUGUAUUGAGGUCCCCUGUUUGAUGUUGUGUAUUGAGGUCCCCCUGUUUGAUGUUGUGUAUUGAGGUCCCCUGUUUGAUGUUGUGUAUUGAGGUCCCCUGUUUGAUGUUGUGUAUUGAGGUCCCCUGUUUGAUGUUGUGUAUUGAGGUCCCCUGUUUGAUGUUGUGUAUUGAGGUCCCCCUGUUUGAUGUUGUGGUUCUGAAUCAUUUGUACGUCAUUCUUUAUUAAUUAUUUAUUUGCUGCUGAGCAGUCUGCUUUUAAACAGAUUAAAUACAGUUGUCUAUGCUG